CAUGUGUUCCAAUUUGUGGCUUAAAUUCAUUUUUUUCGCCAGGUUAAAACAAAAUCCAGUUGAGAAUUUGUACAAAAUCCUGGCGAAUUUAUGCGUUUUCACACAGAUCACGACACCAAGUUUCAGCAUAAAAAGUAAUGACAGAUUUCAUUUGCAAUUCAUUGCUGCUAUAAGCAAAUGUGCUGUAGUACUAGAUAGCACUAUAGCAGACUGUUCAAAAAAGCGCGCGCGGGCUUCUCGUUGGCAGGCUGAAUGCCCCCGCCGCCGCCGCGGUUGGCGCCAAACCCCGCCGCCGUACUCCACGCGGCACUCCUCAGGGCCUCCUCCUUCUCUGCCGCUUGCCGCCUGCCUCCCCGCAUCUCCUUCAACUCCCUGCUCGCGGCCGCCGCGUCCUCCCAGGACACGCGCCUCCGCGCGCUCGCCCUCCCGGCGCUCGCGCUCGCCCACGCCUCCGGUCGCGUGCCUCUCGACUCGUACGCCCUCUGCUCCGCGCUCCGCUCCACGCCCUCCGCCGCGGACACGCUCCACGCGCUCGCCUCCAAGUCUGGCUGGCUCGGCAGCGUCUUCGUGUCCUGCGCGCUCGCCGCGUCCUAUGGCGGAUCCGGCCGGUACCAGGACGCCCGGAAGCUGUUCGACGAAAGUCCUUCCAAGAAUGGAGUCUUCGGGAACGCCGUUCUCGCCGCUUAUGUGGGCGCGGCCAAGUGGGUGCCCGUGCUGGGGUUCGCGCGGAGGUUCUCAGAGCUACAGCUGCAGGUCGACGGGUACACCAUGACGGCUGUGGUGCGGGCAUGUGGUGAGGUGGCAAAUGCUGAUCUCGGUGUCCAGGCGCACGGGCAUGCUAUCAGGAGGUUGGGAGGUAUAGAGGUGGAUGUGUUCUUGGUCAGCGCGUUUGUGGACAUGUAUGCCAAGUGUGGGCUUAUCAGCCAAGCGGAGUGUGUGUUCGGCCUUGCACAGCAGGAGACUGGUGGCAGAGGUGACGUCGUGCUGUGGACGGCCAUGUUGAAUGCCUAUGCGCGGCAUGGACAGUGCAAGGAGGUUAUCCGGAUGUAUGACCUGAUGGUGGCUUCUGGUGUCUACCCGGAUGAAUUGGCUAUGUUAGCUGUGCUCUCAGCUUGCCAGCACGCUGGGGAGGUGGUCAAGGGGCUCAACUACUUUGAAUCCAUGCACGCAGAUUACGGGUUGGUGCCCACACCAGAGCACUACGGUUGUGUGGUCAACAUGCUGUGCCGGGCAGGGGAAGUGACCAAGGCGUGGGAAAUUGCCACCAAGGAUGGCUGUGAUUGUGCAAUCGGCGUAUCCACAUGGGGGGCACUGCUCAGUGCUUGCCAGGCGUGUUUAAAUGUUGAGGUUGGGAGAAUGGCAGCUCAGAAGGCAAUCGAAUUGGACCCUACCAAUGUUGGGAUUUACAUUGAGCUGUCAAAUUUGUAUGCAAGGGCUUGCUUGUGGGAUGAUAUUGACCAGCUGCGGGAGGUGAUGAAGGAGAAAGGGUUGGAAAAGGAUGUUGGAUGUACUUGGGGGCUGAGCUUGGUUCACGAAAGAACUUGAAAAUGCUUCAUGUUGAUGUAUGAUCCAACCAUUAUGAUUGGAGUUGUGGGAAGCAAUUUCAUGUUUGGAUAACCUGCCACCACAUCCAUAGAAACCAACCUUUUCUGGGACAAAAAUUGGAAGCACAAUCUUUCUUUGCGGUCGAAAUUAAGAUAGCCAUGGAGGAAUUGUAAGUGAGACCAACAGUUGCCACAUUUUCUUCAUGCCUGAGUGUCCGGCUACCAAUGCUAUACUUAGCAACUCAUGUUCCAUGGAUCUGAAAAUACUGAUAUCCAAGAGACAAAAAAGAAGCAGCACCAGGAAUCUCUCUUUUGUCAGAUAAAGCAUGGUUAUUCAAUUCGUCUUGUGCAAGCAAGAAAGCAUACACAUGUGCCAAAGCAUGUCUAUUAGGACCCUAAAGUGAGGUUUAGAUCAGAGAUCACUGUUAGAUUAAGGAGUCCAUUUCUAUUUGGGAACCUCGCAAUUGUGCAGAAAUCAGCUAUUCACGUUCCUAGAGCUGACCUGAGGAGAGACUCUUCAUUUGGACCAUAUUUUUAAUAUGCUGGAAAAUUUGUGGAUAACAUUCUCACUG
Sorghum bicolor (sorghum) is the source of this 2116-nucleotide messenger RNA. RefSeq names its product pentatricopeptide repeat-containing protein At2g03880, mitochondrial. The transcript is spliced from 2 exons. The coding region runs from base 253 to 1545 and encodes 430 amino acids. Gene Ontology annotation, molecular function: protein binding; RNA binding. The record is from RefSeq and is a predicted model, not a curated record. Gene Ontology annotation, biological process: RNA modification. Lineage: Eukaryota; Viridiplantae; Streptophyta; Magnoliopsida; Poales; Poaceae.